AAAAUACAACUUCCAAAGAAACUGGCAAAACGCUAUCCUGCAUAUGAAUUAUAUCUUUAUGGAGAAGGAUCCUAUGCUGAAGAACACAAAAUUCUCCCUUUGACGGGUAUUCCAGUUCUCUUUCUUCCUGGUAAUGCUGGAAGUUAUAAGCAAGUCCGCUCUGUUGGCUCUAUUGCACUUAGAAAAGCAGAAGACAUUGACUUCAAAUACCACUUUGACUUCUUUAGUGUGAAUUUCAAUGAAGAACUGGUGGCACUGUAUGGUGGAAGUCUUCAGAAACAGACCAAGUUUGUACAUGAAUGCAUUAAAACAAUUCUCAAACUCUAUAAGGGUCAAGAAUUUGCUCCAAAAAGUGUGGCAAUAAUUGGUCACUCUAUGGGUGGCCUUGUUGCAAGAGCAUUGCUUACAUUGAAAAAUUUUAAACAAGAUCUGAUAAAUCUUCUUAUUACACAAGCUACACCUCAUGUUGCUCCUGUGUUGCCAUUGGAUCGUUUCAUAACAGAUUUUUAUAUGACUGUAAACAACUAUUGGAUUCUAAAUGCUAGACACAUAAAUUUAACCACACUUUCUGUAGCUGGAGGAUUCCGGGAUUACCAAGUUCGUUCAGGACUGACUUUUCUUCCAAAAUUAAGCCAUCAUACCAGUGCCUUAUCUGUUGUGAGUUCAGCAGUGCCUAAGACCUGGGUCUCAACAGACCACCUCUCCAUUGUGUGGUGUAAGCAAUUGCAAUUGACUACAAUUCGAGCAUUCUUUGAUCUUAUUGAUGCUGAUACUAAACAAAUAACUCAAAAUCCCAAGAAGAAAUUGUCAGUUUUGAAUCACCACUUUAUAAGACAUCCAGCAAAACACUUUGAGGAAAAUCCAGCAAUAAUUUCUGACUUAACAGGGACAUCUAUGUGGGUUCCAGUAAAAGUGUCCAAAUGGACCUAUGUGGCUUAUAAUGAAUCUGAUAAGAUAUAUUUUACAUUUCCUCUUGCAAAUCAUAGAAAAAUCUACACUCAUGUAUAUUGUCAGAGCACCAUGCUGGAUACAAAUAGUUGGAUAUUUGGCUGCAUAAACAGCACUUCUAUGUGCCGGCAAGGGAUUGAUUUAUCGUGGAAAGCUGAACUGCUGCCAACAAUUAAGGUAAAUUAUGGCUUUAGAAUUUUAAUAUCCAGUGGAAAAAAAUACUAAAAAGACUUGCGUCUAUAGGCAUUUUAGAGUAUGGUCUUCUAUGAAUUCAUCUAAGUAUUAAGUAAACUUGAGAUUUGCUAACAUAAAUUUUAGAAAUAUUUUCUCUGGUAAUAUAUUUAAUGGAGAAUAACAUUAAUUUUUUUUUUUUUACUUUCAGAGGUAAAAACUGUAAGUUAACACUUUUCUAAAUAAAAUUUAGGGAUGCCUGGGUUGCUCAGUCAGUUAAGCGUCUGGGUUAAGCAUCUGACUUCGGCUUAGGUCAUGAUCUCACGGUUUGUGGGUUUUAGCCCCUCGCCUGGCUCUGUGCUGACAGCUCAGAGCCUGGAGCCUGCUUCAGAUUCUGUGUCUGCCCCUCCCCCACUUGCACUCUGUCUCUCUCUCUCUGUUUCUCCCCCUCAAAAAUAAAUAAUAAAAAAAAAUUAAUAAAAUUAAAUUUGUAUAUUAUAGCAUCAUACCAAGAGCUAGAUAAAUUUUUAAAAUUGAAUUUGAGAGUAUGUUUGGAAUGGUCUAUCUUAAAAUAGAAGCUGAGUAGUAGUUUGAGUUUUGGAGAGGACUUACAGUAGGGAAGUGAGCAUCUUAAAGAGGUGCAAAGUAAUUUUCCAGAUCAACUUCAACAUCACUUUGUGAUCAAGCACUUGGAUAACUCUACUUUAUCUAGUACU
Panthera uncia (snow leopard) is the source of this 1835-nucleotide messenger RNA. Its product is annotated as GPI inositol-deacylase. Gene Ontology annotation, biological process: endoplasmic reticulum to Golgi vesicle-mediated transport; GPI anchor metabolic process. NCBI's taxonomy places the organism in Eukaryota, Metazoa, Chordata, Mammalia, Carnivora, Felidae. The transcript has 11 exons. The annotation marks the transcript as partial. Gene Ontology annotation, molecular function: phosphatidylinositol deacylase activity. The record is from RefSeq and is a predicted model, not a curated record. Gene Ontology annotation, cellular component: endoplasmic reticulum.